Molecule: messenger RNA, 1885 nt
Organism: Vigna unguiculata (cowpea)
Lineage: Eukaryota; Viridiplantae; Streptophyta; Magnoliopsida; Fabales; Fabaceae
Product: Remorin family protein
Source: RefSeq, a predicted model, not a curated record
UUUCUGUCUAUUAGUAUCAUUCUAUCACGUUAUAUCACUUACAUAAUAAUGGUUGUAAGGUAAUUUGUUGGUGUGUUGAAUUUGAUGUAGCAUUAGGGAAAGUUAACCGUGCACGCUGAGUGAGGUAACAGUGCAUGACAGAGGCGAAUUCUGAUGUUGUUUGUUGGUAAAAGGAUUUGGUAUGCAGGUCCCGAAGCUCCCUCUUCUUUUGAUGAAGCAGUGGGUGAGCAGCAGUAGCACUACUUCGUCAUCUUCCACACUCAUGCUUCCGAUCCAUCCAGUCAACUCAACAGUGCCUUUUCCUUAUUCAGUUCAGCGUGCUGCUCCUCUUCUGUUACUCUAUCUGACUCUCCACUCACUUUCUCAUGUGCCACUGUUUUAUUUUUGGCAUAACCCAAGCUCAGACAACACACAUAGCCUUAGGCACUAGUGCCACUAGACUAGACUAGUAGCCACACCCUCUUUUUCUCCACUCAGUUACCCCAAUAAGCUCAUCUUAAUACAGGCCCAUGAAUUUGUAUGCUAAUGCUACAACCAGAACCACACACAGCUCCACUUAAUCUGCAAGCUCAAUCUGAGUUUUUUUUUUUUAACUCAACUCCUUUCCAAUGCCAAACAAUGGUAACUCAGAUAGCAGAGAGGUUUCUGCCACCAGAGAUGGAAGCAGCUCUAUCACUCACAGGAGGCUAGAGGCUCCCUCUACCCCGGGCAGACCCAUUUUCAGCUUCAACAGUGUUGGCAAAUUUUCAAGAAAGAGCUUCCCUUCCAAAUGGGACGAUGCAGAGAAAUGGCUCAUCAGCUCCCACCACUCCCCACCUCACACUAUAAAGCUCUCUGAGCCUUCUAACAUAAAGGUGCACCCUGACUCUGCCAACUUUCAAGGCUCUGCGUCUUUGGACCACCUUGACACACCCCAUGCUUCUAAUGGGAUCUCUUGCUCCACUCACACUGUGCUAAAAGAUAAGUUUACAGACAGCACUGUGCCCAUUUUCCCAAAUCUGCAAUAUUCAGAGGCAACUGAAGAAGGGCUUUUGUUUGGAGACCCAGCUGGGGAGGCAGUGAAAGAUGCUUGCAAGGAAGUGGUUCGUAAGGAUGUUGGGACGGAGAUGACGCCUCUUGGAAGUUGCACAGCUUCAAGAUGCCACACCCCAUUCAAGAGUUCAUCUCCUGCUCGCCAUAACACUCCUGCAAGUAAGUCGGGACCAUUGUCCUCCGCAAACCACAAUAACAAAACCUGCACCAUUGACCUUAUUCGGCUGGAGGAGUGUCAUUUUGCUAAACUGCAAGUAGGAACACAGUAUAAUUCGGUCACAUCACACUGGAGCUCAAGAGAAGAGGAGGAAGAGGAAAUAUCAAAGAGCUUGAGACAUAAUGCUAGCCAGAAAGCUGAUUCAGACUGCAGGGCUGCUACGUGGGAACAAGAGGAAAAGACCAAGUCUUGUCUCAGGUAUCAGAGAGAAGAAGCCAAAAUUCAAGCUUGGUUAGACCUCCAUAGUGCUAAAGCAGAAGCCCAAUCAAAGAAGCUUGAGGUGAAAGUUCAAAAGAUGAGAUCAACCUUGGAAGAGAAGUUGAUGAAGAAGAUGGCAGUGGUUCACAGAAAAGCUGAGGAGUGGAAAGCAGCAGCCAGACAGCAGCACUUGGAGCAAAUCAAGAAGACCGCUGAACAAGCACAAAAGAUUAAGAACCAAUGUAACCCUCUAGUCUUAGGUCACAAUACAUGUGGUUGCUUCCCCUGCAAUAACAAUCAUCACUAAACAUAAUAUAACAUUGAUCCCUUGUCCUUGCAUGGAGUUUACUCCUGAAAAUAUUUGUUUCCCUAUCGUUUCACUAAAUAUUUUCCUCGUCUUCAAUUAAUGACUGUGAUAACCAGAGGUAAUAAUACGUC